Messenger RNA from Zygotorulaspora mrakii, 912 nucleotides. It is a transcript of the gene RCI37, whose product is annotated as Rci37p. The record is from RefSeq and is a predicted model, not a curated record. Bases 1 to 912 code for a protein of 303 amino acids. The transcript has a single exon. Lineage: Eukaryota; Fungi; Ascomycota; Saccharomycetes; Saccharomycetales; Saccharomycetaceae.
AUGAACGAAGACGUAACUAAGGAAAAGCAAUCAAAUGCGUUAGAAUCUUCCUGGUUUAGAGACGCAUACGUUUCGGCACAGAAGUUUUAUGAGAAAGAUAGUGCGCUUGAUUCCAAGGAUCGAUUAGAGCUCUCUAAUUCAUAUCGAUCAAUUGCUCGAGCACAACUAUGGGGUGGAUGGCUUGGCUUUACAUCGGUCUUUUUGCCACCAUUUUUCUACAGAUUUUACAAAACCAAUACAAUAAGGGGCGUUAACGUACCUCGUAAUUUUGGGUUGGGUAUAAUAGCCAUGAUUCUGGCUACUAAAACUGCAGGCGAUGCUAUGUAUUCCCAAAUAUUAAAUAACCUGUCCUCAUAUGGCAUUAAUCCUACAGUGGAUAAAUAUGGGGAUGACCAGUUUGAUGAUUCGAUUCAGGCACCUAAAAGUAGCCAACAGAGGCAGUAUGAUAUGCUUACUCUGGUGAACAAUGGUGGGGCAAAUAAAUGGGCUGCUUACUUUUAUAUGACGUAUACUAAUCCGGACAGACGGUUUCCAAAUCCAGCGACAAAACUACAGCAACUGACUAAGGGCGAAGGUCAGAGGAGCUCGUUUUUGAAUCAAAGAGAUCCUAUGGGACUCUACACACGACUUUCUGAUGAAAAGAAAGAGGGCGUGCCGAAAAUUCAGCAAUCCCAAGGAAACGAAGCACCAUCCUCUUGGGACAAAGUUCGUCAAGAGUCGAAUUCUGAAGGCUCAUCUUGGAAUAGGGUGAGACAAGGGCUGAGCGGCAACGGAGAUAUUCCUGGUCCAGGCUCAGAUGGAAAAGCGCAAAAUAUGGAGGAUGAUCCAUUUUACACUCCUGACCAUCUUUCCCAAUCAGAGUUCGAUGCGCUUGUGCAAGAUGAACGGAAGGGUAAAGAUAAUUAUGAUUGA